Molecule: messenger RNA, 5741 nt
Organism: Acanthaster planci (crown-of-thorns starfish)
Lineage: Eukaryota; Metazoa; Echinodermata; Asteroidea; Valvatida; Acanthasteridae
Product: CMP-N-acetylneuraminate-poly-alpha-2,8-sialyltransferase-like
Biological process (GO): oligosaccharide metabolic process; N-glycan processing
Molecular function (GO): alpha-N-acetylneuraminate alpha-2,8-sialyltransferase activity
Source: RefSeq, a predicted model, not a curated record
UCCUUUUACUCCCUUUUGUAGCGUAAAUUUCAUUAUUUUGUGGAAACUUUUGGGUCAGAUGGCCUACUACCUUUACGGCAGUUUAUCAUAAACAGAUUUGAUAAGGAUGGGGAUGGCUUUUGUUGGAUUGAAAAUGUGAAAUUGAGGUGAAGUUCGAAGAAGUGUAAUGUUGGAGCUUUAACGUUGAUUUUUGACAAUAGGGACAUGUGCAUGUACGUGCGUUGUGGAUGUGUUAAGACGUCACAUGGGUUAACGUGCAAAGAUGUCUAUUAUUGGAUUGUGUGAUUAGAUUUGGAUUUUUUUUAACUGUAACACCUUUACAUGUAUGGGAUUAAGUGUAGUUACCCUUGAACCUUGGACUGCUCGCUGUCAAGUUAAUAGUAGGCAUGGCGGCCGUGUUGGAUACCCGAGGAGGGUUGGAGUGUGUGCGAUGACACAUGUAUGUCUGCAUCAAAGUUGUCAAAACAGCCUGCACCACACAACCACCUAACCCCACCAAUGCCCCGCCCCGCAAAUCUUUUGCGAUACUGUCAUCUCCAUAAUGUGGGCAGCCAUCUUUAUUGCACGUGUUUUUCAUGUUGCACGUAAAGCAAGGACCCCGCCUAUAAACCUGUCAGAAUUUUUCAGCUCUUUCUCCUUCCGUGGACUCCCAGAAACCAAAUUUGGGUUGGCAUUGAAGAUUCUACAUUGAGUGGAAAACAAACAUCGCCUUGCACAACUAGCAGCGAGUACGUGUGCAGUGCACAGAUUACCAUACGGUAAUUAUGGCUCGGAAAUCCUGGAGAAGCCAUUUCUGCUACGGUAGCUGCGUCGAUUCUUGUUGGAAACCAAAGAGUAGGCGAGCUGUAUUUAGACGUGGCAUUUACCGAGGUACCGCCCUACUCGCUUUGCUAUAUUUCGCUUUUCGUUUCACGAGAAACUCCAAAAGUGAGCCUAGUUGUAAGCCAGUACUUGAGUUUGAUCUGGAGAGCGUGCAUUGGACAAGGAAGUCAAGAGUAAAUAUCUCCUCCCAGGUGACAGCAUUGAGGCACUUUUCUAAAAAGUACUCUCACUUGUAUGAGGAAAAUAUAACGAUAUUUUUCAACCAUCUGAAAAUGCUCAAGAAACAGACAUGGAAACCUCAAGGUCAAAACAGACAAGAAUUCAGAAAUUGCGUUCAUGCUGCAUUGGGAAAAGAAGGAAGUAUUAAGAAUUUUCUACUGACUAAGAACAACAUUGAAAAAGAUGAAGAGAUGUGUUUCUACCUGCAUGGAAAUAUCCAAACGUUUCCACCGGCCCUAAUGGAGUUUUUACCUGAGAACCAAAUUUACAAACCGGGACAGUUUGCAAGCUGCAGCGUGGUUGGAUCAAGCGGCAUCUUGAGAGAUUCUCGCUGUGGGAAGGCAAUUGACCAAUCGCAGGCUGUUUUCAGAUGUAACCUCGCUCCCACACGUGGAUUCGAGGCUGACGUAGGCAGCAAAACCAACUUCACAACUUUGAAUCCUUCCUACUUGAAAAAAUAUUUAAAUCGUUUGCGGACACAAGAAGACCUCGUUCACUUCGGCGCCAUUCUCAAGCAGUUUAAAGACAGUUACUUAUGGCUACCAGCUUUUUCUGCCGACUAUGAUAUUCCGAUCAUAAUCCAGACAGCGCAGUUUGCCGUCCAUUCCAUGAUGGCUCAGCCUGUCCUCGGACAUCCUCAGCACUACCUCUCCGUGCGUACCUUAUGGCGAACAUCGCCAAGGGCUAAACGCUUUUGGCCAACAACUGGUUUGUACUUGAUUCUAUCCCUCGUCGAUGUCUGUGAUCGAAUCAAUGUCUUCGGUUUCUGGCCGUACUCAACAGCCAUUGACGGUAGUGAUGUCCCUUACCACUACCACAAUGAUAUCAAUGCCCUCAACCAAGCCCACACUUACGACGCUGAGUUCAAAAUGCUAGUUCAUUUAUAUGAGCACGGUAUCAUAAAUAUGCAUCUAGGUUCCUGUGUAUGACAUUAAUACAUCAAUUUCAAAAUACCUUAGACACUGUACUUAAAAAGACAUGUGCUGUGUUUGUCUCGCUUUUUUGCUUUUUAUCGACUUUAUGUCUUCGUGUAAAGAGAAUUGUUAAAAAUCUUUUGACUGUAUCUUACCGCUGUAUCAUGUUGAGUGGAUAAUGUAUGAGUUGAAUGUUAAGAUCAAGUUUGUUUCAAUGUUAUCCAUGGCCACCAGAACACAAGACUUUCCUCCUGUUGUUCUAAGUUAUCCGUUCCUCGUUGUAAUUUAACAGAUCUUUGUGUUUUGGGGGAAUUGGUACCAAUGAACGUUCUUCGACAUUCACCCCUUACUCAGACACUUCCUUGUUAUACAGGCCGCAUUUAGCAAGUUAGGGGUACGUUGCAUUUGCCAAAGUGCAUGUGAGCUGGAAAGUCUUGGCAACAUUUAUACCGUUCAUAAUGCAGUUGUAAUUGUAAUGUAAUGCCGUCAUUUUGUACAAAUCAAUUUCACCGACAGAAUAUAAUUUAUGUCGUACUAUUUAUGACACACAUUUCCGCCUCUCUCUAGCCUUUUCCAGGGCGACGCAACUACACGACGUCUCCCUUUCGUCAUGCCGUCGCGUCGCACCUUCGCCUUCUUGCCACAUACGCGUUUGUACACACACAACGCCUCCCGUCGUGCCGUUGCCCGUCGCGUCAUGCUGUCUUACGUCCUUUCUUUAUUGCAAUUUUUCUGCCUAAACGUCGCUCCUUCCGUUGCCCGUUGCGUCGCUCCGUCGUGUGUCGCGUCGUAUGUUGUGUCGUGUGUUGUGUCCUGUAUUACGUUGCCUGAAGCACGAUGUGACGCACGACACGACUCACAAGGCGACGCGCCGUGUGCUGUCGCCGUUACCUUCAUGGCGUUUAUAGAGGGCGCUUUUACUGUUUUUUUGGUUUUGUUUUUUGUUGUUUCAUUUCCGCCCCCGUGCUUGCAGGGUAUAUACUCUACGUUGGAGGCCGUGAUUCUGUAUGAGUUGCAGCUGAAAAGUUUUUGGGUUGUUUUUUUUUUUGUUAGGUAAAAUGUAAUCAGAAAGAGCGUUGCGACCAACUAUCAGCAUUGUCGCCAGGAAAUAAAUAGCAUUAAUGUCAGCCGUAACAAUGUUUUAGCUUUUCCUGCUCUAAUUCUGAUCUUUCUAAUAAUUAUUUGUAAAUCCAUAAAUUGUGGCGCCAGUUUGAUAAACGAAGAUAGUGCUUCGUUCGCCGGAAGUCAGGGCACCCGACAGGUGCCGAGAUGCAUAAUUCAUGUUAUUGUGGUAUACUUAGUAAUAAGUUGCGCGCGCACUUUACUAGUGUAAAGUACAUGUACACCCACAGCUCGUGUGUGGAGCAUAGUACAGUGACAUGCAUGUUAAUAUUAUUCAAAGUUAAUUUCACCUGUUCCUCGUUCGCUUGUCACGCCAGUUGACGGGGAACCACUUUUGAAUGGUACAACCACGGAUGUGUAUAAUAAAAUCUGGACUCGCAAUGCCCUUAAUCAGCUUAUAGAGAUCAUUGAAUCCACUCGCGGCCAUUUUACCGAGCCCAACACAAAGCUUUCCUGGCAAUGCCCGCCUUUGUUCCCCCUGGCGUCGACAGAAGCGAGCUAACCUGCGCAUUUGUAUUCCCUCGGUAAAAUGGCCGCUGGUUGGCUUCUUCUUCAUACAAAAGCGUUGCAAGUCCAGGUUUUUUUUUAUACACGUCCAUGGGUACAACCUAUACCAGAGCGCCUGUCAUAUGCCUUGAAAUGAUCUGGCACACGAAGCACUGCUUUUGUUUUUCAAAUGGCGACGCCCACGGUCAUCAGAUCUGCUUCAGGCGAAGUAAUACGCGACGCAUGACGCGACCCACAUCGGUGCGGCGUGAUGGGCGACAGAAGGAGCUACGUUUAGGCAGAACAAAGGCAACAAGGAGAGGACGUAAUAUAAGACUGCUGCAGGACGCGACGGAUGACGACGCGACGCAAGACGCGACGCGUCUUGUAGGGACAAAUAUAAUGGCGUUAAGUAUUUUUUCGUAAAAUUUAAUACUAUUUAAACACUUGUCUAAAUUAGAUUAUGCACCAAAUUUCUUUUACAGUACUUUACGAGCAGAGCAGGUGCCAGAAAUAUACUUUAAAUGAAAUUCAGUAAUUUUCUAAUGGUUGAUCGCUGGCAUUUAUUGGAAAGUAAUCAACUAUAAAAGUAACAGUAAUUCCAUUCAUGUAGUGUAGACAGCUCAUGCAGUAAAUAACCAUUUUCAUCUAUUACGGACAUGAUUUUUAGGGGUCUGUGACCAAGUGAUGAAGCAAUUUUUUUAGAUUCAUUCAACACUAUUGUUCAAUAAUUAUUACAUAUAAAGGCACAAGUCCCUUUCCUUGUAUCUAGAAUUUUUUAUUACAGCUGUACUUAAUUUUCCUUCUUAAUAUGUAAAUUACAUUAUACAAAUAUUGACUGCCUUGAUUGGAAAAAAAUAAAGCAAUCAAUAUUUGUUUUAUAAAAAAUACCUCAUCCACAGAUUAUGUAUAAUUUAAGCUAAAAUCAAAAAAUAAAAAGCAAAGUGUUGGUGUUCCACUCUGCAAAUCGCGUGUGACUUUAGAAUGUGUGUAUCUGUAACUUGUUCAGUUAUGUAGCCUGGUUCAACGGGUUCGAGCGUGACAGAUAACGGCGAAAUACACGCCUGGGUACUGUUCCUAGUUUCGUUGCCAUGGAAAUAGUUCUUUUCAGAGUGAGGCUGCAUGUGUAUGGUCUUUUUGGAGUUGUGGUACAAAUAUAUAGUAAAACUAGCAAGUGGCACACUUCGGCGAAUCAAGAUACAGAAUCUGUGGAUGAGGUAUUAUCGCAUGCAUUGGUUGGCCUCUCUGGUGUGAUGAAAGUUUGCGUAUAAAAAGUACACUGUAAAUUUUUUCCUAUUACGUUUCACAUUACUUUAGCGGUAGCACAGGCGCCAGUAUUUGAUAUAGACAUUAGACACAGCAUGUUACUAUUUCGUUGAUUACUGGCUCAUUCUACAUGUGCAUUUAGGUAUAAGUUCUGUUGAAAGAGGAUUGUCAAAUUUCACGUUAAUUUUAACAGUUCAAAUAUACUUAUGUAUAAGAUACACUUACCUCGUACUCAGAAGCCUUGAUCGCGGCAGAACUUUAUUUACACUCUUAAUGUGCACUGAUAAUGGUAUAUAUGUGCAUUGUUUGUCUCCUAAAUGGAAUCAUGUUUGGAACACAAAAAAGUAAGAUUUGUCAGUUUUCGCUUUCGAUUUAUUUUUUUAUGCAAUAGUUCGCAUUUACUACCUCCAAAAAGCACAAACAUUUUUUCAGACUAAUUUCAAAUACUUGCGUAAAGAAUGGAAAACCACAAACCUAUUUGGCAAAUGUAUCCACGCCUCAUUUGUGUCAAUAUUCUGAUUGAGGUCAAAAUUUAUACCAUAAAACAUUACUGUUAAAUAUACGGCAUUUUACCGCAUUCACAAAAGCAUAGUAAAUACGUGUAACAAACAAAUUAGUUUACAGCAGUUAAUGUUGCAAAAAUACAGUACAAUACUGCUCGUAUGGUUCGUUUACUGGGGAUAACUGUUGUAAAGUACAGUACAGUAUUGCACAUUUAACAUUUUUUAUUAUAUAAUGAAUUGUUAUUUUGUUCAUUCAAACAAAACUUUGUGGUCCUCAUUUACGGUAUUCUUUUCUGUCCCAGUUGUUUGAUAAAAUCAGCACUCUAUAGAAAACAGUAUACCCAUUAUGUGACUGACUCGCUUACAAAAGUUGAAAUAAACACCCAAACACUUUCAUUAACAAAUUGAA